Orcinus orca (killer whale) is the source of this 2643-nucleotide messenger RNA. RefSeq names its product zinc finger C2HC-type containing 1A (gene ZC2HC1A). The record is from RefSeq and is a predicted model, not a curated record. Bases 97 to 1185 code for a protein of 362 amino acids. The transcript has 10 exons. Lineage: Eukaryota; Metazoa; Chordata; Mammalia; Artiodactyla; Delphinidae.
GGCGGCGGCGGCGGCGGCGGCGGCGGCGGCGGCGGCGGCGGCGGCGGCGGCGGCGUGCUGUUGGAGGAGUCUGGCGGAACUCGAGGCGGUGGCGCCAUGGAGUCACUGGAAGAAAAUGGAAGUGUCCAAGUUGGAGAAUUGUUACCUUGCAGGAUUUGUGGAAGAACAUUCUUUCCAGUGGCAUUAAAAAAACAUGGACCUAUUUGCCAGAAAACUGCCACUAAAAAACGGAAGACGUUUGAUUCAAGCAGGCAAAGAGCUGAAGGAACUGAUAUUCCAACAGUAAAACCUCUUAAACCUAGGCCCGAACCACCAAAGAAGCCAUCUAAUUGGAGGAGGAAGCAUGAAGAGUUCAUAGCCACCAUAAGAGCAGCUAAAGGCCUUGGUCAGGCCCUUAAAGAGGGUGGCAAACUUCCUCCCCCUCCUCCACCUUCUUAUGAUCCUGAUUAUAUUCAGUGUCCAUAUUGCCAGAGGAGAUUUAAUGAAAAUGCAGCUGAUAGACAUAUAAAUUUCUGUAAAGAACAGGCAGCACGUAUCAGUAAUAAAGGCAAAUUUUCUACCGAUACCAAAGGAAAAUCGAUUUCUCGGUCACAGUAUAAGCCUCCUGCACUUAAAAAGUCCAGUUCUCCUGGAGCCACCUCAUCAGGAUCUUCACGAUUACCACAGCCAAGUGGCACUAGCAAAACUGUUGUAGGUGUUCCUUCAGGUAAAGUGUCUUCAGUUAGCAGCUCUUUGGGAAGCAAACUUCAGACCUUGUCUCCCUCCCAUAAAGGGAUAGCAGUCCCUCAUGUAGGUAAGAUGGACAAGUUAGGCCCUCCACUUCGAACUGGAAGAAAUGUGCAAAGGUUGCAUGACAGUGAUACAAAAUCAGACAGUGCCAUCAAAAGACAUGAGUUAUUACCCAUUUACAAAGCUAACAUCAAACCUCGAAAUUCCACACCACCUAGUUUGGCUAGAAAUCCUGCCUCAGGUAUGCUUACAAGCAAAAGAAAAACAUAUACUGAGAGCUACAUGGCCAGGCCAGAUGGAGACUAUGUCUCCUCACUUAAUGGUGGAAACAUUAAAGGCAUUGAAGGAAACUCAGUGGGACACUUACCAAAAUUCUGCCAUGAGUGUGGGACUAAAUACCCUGUAGAAUGGGCAAAGUUCUGCUGCGAAUGUGGCGUUCGAAGAAUGGUUCUGUGAACAGAAUCCAAACAGAAAAAGAGCUAAGUCCAGAAUUUUAUGACUGUUGCUGCUUGGACAUCUAGAGCACUUCCUCUAGUGAUCUUGUGCUAAAAUCAUUCAUAAUACUUUUUUCAACAGUUUUUGGAGCAUAAUCCUUUGGCUGUGUAAUGUGUGUGUGUAUAUAUGUGUGUGUACAUAUACUGUAUAUAAUAAAUACCUGACAACCUAAACUGUGCCAUACAAGGAGAUGUUCACUUAUCAGUCAGAAAAUAAUUUCAAGUGGAAUCAUUAACUUAGGUAUUACUUUUCUGUUGUUGUUAAAGCACAUUAAGCAUACCUCCACCAACUCUCAAACACUAGUGCUUAGCCCUUUAAGCUUGAGGAUGAUCAUUACUUUGAGCAGAAAAUCAGAAUAAACAUUUUUAUUAUUGGUACCUAUUUUCAGAUAGUAUCAUUUAGGAUGGGAUGCUUGGAAUUUUGGAACUGAAGAGAAUAUUUUUAGUUACACUUAGUUAUGUGAGGUCAUUUUUCUGUAGAGCUCUUUAAUUAUUAAUUUUAUAAAUAUUUUUUAGAAGGAGAGGGGAAAAAACCCCCUAUGGUCUCUGUUGCCCUUUACUCGGUGUAUUAUUGAUUAUAUAAUUUAGAGAUCUUUGCUCAAUUCUUUAAAAUGCAAUUAUGCAAUUUUUUUUUUUGGAGAUACAAGGCUGAAAAUACAGAUGUAUCUCAUUCUAGUUAUAGCUGAAUGAUUUUUUAACUGUGUAUUAGUUGAACAUAUAUUCUUUCUAAUUUCACUUUUUUCCUUUCUUUUCCAUAAACUCAUGUCUGAACAGUAAUUUUAAUUUGCUACUUCAUUUUUGCAAAGUUUGCAUAUUAAUUAUUUAAUAGAAGAUGCAAAAAACUCCUUGCAAAAUCUUGCAUUUAUAUCUAUGUACUUGAUUUAGAAGAAAUCAUAUUAAUGGAUUUUAAAACAAACCAUCUCACCUAAUAGACAGUAACUUCCAUAAUUAAUCAUUAGUGCAGGGCAUGCAGGUUUAAAAGGAUUUGAAUUUUAGUCACUUGAAGUAUAGUUAUAUGUAGUUAUGGGUAGGUUAAGAGAACAUCUAAUUUUUCCUACUCAUACUUCCUUUCUAGUGUUAAACACUGGAUCACCAUUCACAUCAGAAUAAAAAGCCACUGAAAAUGCAUUGCUUUAAUGGAUAGCUGAUUUAUUAUGUAAUUAAACAUUCACAAAAAUGUAAUUAUACUUCCUCUUUAACUUUGAUUAAAAUACCGCUUUUAGUCAUUGUCACUUUCAGUGUAACAUAGUAUUUAGUAGUAGACACCUUUGAUUGCUUGUGCAGCCAUAUUCAGUAAUUCAGUAGUAGUUUCUGUCGAAUCAAACCUAACAGAGCCUUGAUCUUAUUAUAAAGGUACAAGCAGAUCUAUAUAGGUAGUUUCUAACUUCUUAUUUAUGAUUCUGAUCAAUUGUAAGGAUCA